CUGCUGAAGUGUCCAGAGACUCUCUGAUAGAGGGUGGACCUGGCAGAGAUGGCUGGCAGUGCUCACAGUCAUGUGAAUGUACUCAGCCGCAGCCAACUGAAAUUUGCACAGGAAGAAUAUAUACUCUAACGCAUUAGCUAUGUGGGGUUGGAUUCAGGCAGAGUAAGGACAGCUAUGGGACCUUGGAUUAAGGAUUAGAUCAUAUGAUUGUGUGUCCCUCUGUGUGCUGCAGAGAUCUGGAAGUAGUUGUAUAAGGAGAUUUUGUGUUUAAGCUAUUGCCACUGCCAGAAGUGGUAAAACAGAGCUACACCAAGAUCAGCGUCAGGAAGAAAGCAAUAGAAAGUACCAGGUUAUUUCUUAUUUAUAUAAUCAGUUUUCGUUUAAAGAAUGUCAGUGAAAGAGAUUUGUUCUGUUUACUUACAUCAGCAGAAAGCAGAGCCGUUAGGAAUUCUGCAGGUUUACUUCACUGAAUACAAAAACUUCUGUUAUACUGUGAGCCUGUUAAAGCUCCAGAUGCAGUAUUGCUAACCCUAUUCAUUCAAAAAUUGUGAGUCAGGCCCCCACCAAAAAAAUCAUAAGCUUAUCUUUAAAAAAAUGAAAUUUUAAAAAAUAAUGUUUUGAUUAUUUUGAUUUGCACUGUGCUUCAGCUUUUAUGGGUCAUGUUUUGAAGCUUUUCUUUGUAGCUGUGAGGGCUAGAAACACUUUCAUUUUUCACAUAAUCAAUUGAUUUGAGUAGUUGGGGCUUUAAGAAAAAUACCAAAUAUUGCAAGGCUUGUGAUAAAAUCCUGAGGGUUGGCGACACAGCAGAUGAUGCUAGUUCAAAAUUAAAAUAGCCAUAUCCUUGACAAGUUUACCUUUAACACGCUGGGGUGGACAACUGAAAGAUUAUGUUUAGCGUUAAAGCAUUCUCUUUGGUAGAAGCUAUUCAGUUGGCCACUAGCUGCUCAAGGUUGGCUGGUAGACUUAUUCAUCCAGCUGUUUGUCAUGUGCAUCACUGGACAAAAAGGAGUAUGGAUUCCAGGUGGAGCUACAGGACUGGCCCAAACAGCACUGGCAGAGCUGGAAUAAGUGCUCCCCAAACCAAGAUCAUGGAACAGCGAGAGCUGCCUGUGCUUUUGGUUAAUGAGGUGGGCGGUGUAUGUGGUGUGCUGGAAGCUCAUGUGGAAUUCUUGAAGAAACACUUUCACCUUAUCACCAUGAAGGAAUUUCUCAAAAACAAAAAACAUUGAAGCAAAAAGGUCCAAGCUAUUUAUUUGUGGUGGCACAAACCAAUCAUUGACCGGGAACUCCUCGAGAGCCUGCCUGACUUGAAGGUGAUUGCAAAUUCCGGUGCAGGAAUGGACCACUUGGAUCUGAAACUAAUCUCUAGCUUUGGAGUGAAAAUGGCUAAUGCUCCACAUGCUGUUUCCAGCUCCACAGCAGACACUGGAAUGGCUUUGCUGCUGGCAUCUGCUAGAAGACUGGUGGAAGGCUGUCAGAUGGCAGUUUCCCCAGACACUGAGUGUUUUGCUGCUGACUGGCUGGGAGAUGAAGUCACCGGAGCUACUCUUGGUAUCAUUGGAAUGGGCAGAAUUGGGUAUAAGAUUGCAUUGAGGGCCAAAGCUUUUGAAAUGAAAAUUCUGUAUCACAACAGGAACCAGAGAACUGAGGAAGAAGAACGGGCUGUUGGUGCUACUUAUUGUCCAAAGAUAGAAGACUUGCUCCAGCAGUCAGAUUUCGUGAUGCUGGUUGUGAGCCUGACACCGCAGACAUGUAAACUGAUUGGGAAAAAGGAGUUAGAACUGAUGAAACCCACUGCUACUCUCAUUAACAUCAGCAGAGGUCCAGUGGUAGACCAAGAUGCACUGGUGGAAGCUCUUCAGACUGGUGUUAUCAAGGCUGCGGCUUUGGAUGUCACUUACUCCGAACCACUUCCCAGAGAUCAUCCAUUAUUAAAACUAAAGAACAUUCUCAUAACUCCUCACCUUGGCAUUAAAACAGACAAGGCCAUUUGCAUGACAACAGAGGAAGCAGUUGCAAAUAUAUUGGCAGCUCUUAAUGGUCUCCCUAUCCCCAAUGAAGUGUUUCCCUAGCUGAUAUAUUAAAGGACACAGCUAUAAAAGAACAUUAUUCUACAACUCUCCUUACAGGAAUGAAGACUUGUUAUUAUAUAUGUGUGAAACCUUUGAAUUGAACCUCAACCUUAGCCUUGAUUUUGGUUUGCAAAUAAAUAAUAAUAGCUCUCUUAUAUUGCAUUUUUCAUCAGUAGAUCACAAAGUACACUCUACAAUUGAGGUCAGUAUCAUUACUCCUAUUUUACAGAUUGGGAAACUGAGGCACAGAGAGAGGAAAUGACUUGCCCAAGGUCACCCAGCAAGCCAACGGCAGAGCCAGGAACGGAAUGCAGAUCUCCUCAGUCCCAGUCUAGUGUUCUAUCCUCUUGUCCAAAUGUAGAUCCAACUGUAAAUGGUUUCCAUAUCUUAUUGUUCACUUUGUACUUUGUCACAGCUGGACACAAGCUAAAUGGAUCUGUGAAAACAUUUACUGCUGCUGAUCGUUGGUGUGUUUAUAGUUCUAACAAUGUUCUUUAGGGGAGAUUAAAUAGGGUACUCCCAUAAUAUUUUCCAAUAUGUUAAUUAGCUUACUUCCAAGUCUGGUGAAUAUGCCUGACCUUGUUGAAACCCCACCUAGUCUAUCAUUUUGCAGUGGCUUUUUAAUAUAGAAAAACAAGUUUAUUCAAAUCCAAGCUUUUAUAUAUUUUAGAGCCAUCAAAAUAUGUACUCCAGUAAACUUCAGUAGCCCUUUUAAGGUGAUAUUAUACAAGAUAAAAUUUCCCAAAUUAUGCCAGUCCCAGAGACUUUAAGAAAUAGUAUUUCCAUAGACGAGAAAGGCAAUUAAUGUCUUUCAAAGGGGAAAUACAGCUGGCUUUGAUGGGUUUCGCACUGAAUUUUGUAUGUCAGUUCUUAAAGAAAAUGUUUUAUGAAGGCUUGCAAGAAGAAAUGACUCCCAUCCACACUAGCUGAGGCCUAAAUAAUACUUACUCAUAAAACAGGAAAAGACCCUUCAUUACAUGUCUUCUACCUACCAAUAGCCAUACUUAAUAAAGAUAUGAAAAUAUUGGCCAAUACCCUCAUGCUAGGAUUAGGGAGAUAUCUCUCAUAAUUCAAUAUUGUCCAUAAUUAAUUAACACAGAUAGAGGCUUUGUGCUCAUCUACAGAUUGUCCAGUAAUCUCAGAAGAGUUUUUUUAUUUAAUUCAUUAUUCCAGUGUCACCAAAACCCUCACCCAUAUAAUAUCUAUGGAGACAUAAAAGCCCUUUGCGUAGACAAGCCUUCUUUUUAGGUAUUAAAUCAGUUUGACCUUGGCAAAAUGUUGAUUACAAUUCUGAGCCCCAAAAAACCACAGUGCUGAUUAUUACUAAAAAUCAGCUCCUUCUGCCUCGUUUAAAGACAACAGCUAGAGAUAUCUCCGCUCCCCAGUGCUGUUUUUUCUUGUUAUGGAACCUCUCGUAGAGAUGUUUAGAAGCAGUAAACAAAUAAAUGUAUACAAAUUGGCAAGAUAGAGGAAGAAGUUGCGCUGUAUACAGCUGAUUUGCUGACUUUUGUUGUACUCAAGAUGUCUAGUCCACGCCUGCUUUAUGAGACGCUUGCAAAAAUAUAGUAAACUAUCUGGUUACAAAUUAAGAUCUCCGAAACCUCUGAUGUCCUGCUGUGUAAGGGAGCCACAUAGGAAGUCUUCAUUUAAACAAGUUCCAUCAUGAAUAAAAUAUCUUACAGUGCAAGUCCCUUCAAACCUCAAAAAUGGAUCCAGGAUACAUAUCACCACUUAAUCCAUUCAACCAGGACUUACUCAGGCAGGCUAAUUAUCAGCAACAGCAGUGGGAAGGAGAGUCAUCUUCAAGAUGAAAUUUCCACUGUGUUUGGAAUACCAGAUGUACUCAUAUAAAUUUACCAUCCUGAUAAAUGUUGGGUUAAGGCCUACGUAACUGGGGGUAGCAUACUUUGGGAUCUUUCACCACAAGAUCUGACACUCUGCCUCCAGGGAUAAAUCUGGGCAAUAGGAUUCCAGCUUUUAUAAAAAGAGAAAAACCCCAACAACUUGUAUUGAGUACUUUGACACUCUGUACCUCAAAGCAGCUCCCUAGACCCCCAUAUUCACCCCAUAUAAUUAUGAUAUAUUUCAUAUAAAGCAUGCCAUGUCCUUACAUGAAUGCCAUGUUCAUAAGAGAAAUCAUGAUCUGCUGAAAUCCAUUGUUCUGUCCAAAUAUGUAUAUCAUUAGGGUGUAUGAAGUUAUGAGAUUUUGCUGUAUGGUUGUUACUGAGAUGUGUUGUAAGUCUGAGAGUCUCUAAUGCUAAUUCUGCAGUGACAAGGACAAGGGACAUAACCAACACUUGUGCGGGUGUUGAACGAUCAUCACCAGUCAUUGACUAGCAGGGGAAUAGUAAACAAGGGAUUUACAAUUCAAUGACAGUUGUGCAAACACCACACAAUGGGGACUGCUCAACUCUGUGAUUCACCAAGGCUCACCUGGGCCUGUGUCUUCCAGGCACAUGGACUGAGGAUAUAAAAUAGCGGACAGUGGCAUCAUGAUAGGGCUUUUCUCCUCCCCCACCUAUGCUGGAAGCAACAAAAAUGCUGGGAAGACAAAGACUUUAGCUGAGGAGACUGGUCCCAGGCUUAGAAGGGGAAGCCUGUGUAUUAAGAACUGAAACAUCCAGUGGGGUGAGAAAACACUAGAUCUAAACACUGUCUAGUGUAACAAGCUUUAAGAUUUAGACUGCGCUCUUACCUUUUAUUUUCUUUGGUAACUAUCUCUGACCUUUUAUGCAUACCACUUAUAACCACUUAAAAUCUAUCUGUAGUUAAUAAAUCUGUUUUAUGUUUUACCUAAAACAGUGUGCUUUGGUUGAAUUGUUUGGGAAAUCUCAAUUCAGGUUACAAAGGCCUGUGUGUGUUGAGGGAGAGGCGGACUGGGUUAUAAACUUAUACUGGUCAGGCUUCUGACCAGGGCAAAAGGGUAUAGUCUGAGGUGCAAGGUUGGAGGUUUGGCAGAUUUACUGGUGCCUUCCUCUGCGUGAUUUCAUGAGUGGCUCUGGGAGCAUUCAUGCAAUUUAGCUGGGUGUGUUGCUCCAUGUGUUGUUGUGCUGAGUGAUAACAGCACCUGGAGGGAUUUGCUGCUUGUAACUAGCAAAGCAUUGUGAGAGACAGCCCAGGCUAGAGAGUUAAGGAAGCACAGUGGUACCCCAGUUCCAGCUUGUACCCCAGGGAUCUUCUCACAAGUACUGUUCGCUAAAAAUGUGUAUAUUUACUAUUGGACAUCAGAGCAAAAUCCUAUGCUAGACCAAUGGUUUUCAUUCAUCAGACUUUUUGCUUACAGUACAGAUCGUGGUUUACAUCACACAGAAAGAAAUGGUUAUACAUAAAAAAUGGUUAUACAUGCUACUAUACUUUUGUAAAAACUCUAUAGUGUAUUCCUUACCAUAUAGCAUCAAAGACUACUUCAGCCUGUUUUCAAUCUGAUCUGAACCUAUAUUGUCUUAGUAUGUAUAUACAAUCUAAAUAAUUCAUCUAUGUACUACUUCAAAGUGUUAGUGCUUGUGUAUUGUAUUACUGUUUUAUUUGUUUAUUACAUUAGUGCAAAUAAAUAUAUCAUGAGUGAAAUUCUGACCCCACUGAAAUCAGAGGCAAAAUUCCCACUGACUUAAAUGGAGCCAGGAUUUCAUCCCUUGGGUUUAGGUAGCAGUGUGUGAGAAGCCCUAGAAAGAUCUUUGAUAGAAACAAGCAAUCAUCAUUUAAAUUAUCAUUUAAAUUAAAUUGUGCACAGCACUACCUAGUACUUACAAAUACAAAUAGAUAAGAGCAUGUUAAUGCACUUGUACAAUACUCCCAUAUUGACACCUCCUUAUCUAUUAUUGGGUGUGGACCACGUCUAUCUUGAUUGAAUUGGCCCUGUCAGCACUGGUUCUCCACUUGUAAGCUAACUCCCUUCUCUUCAUGUGUCAGUAUAAUAAUGCCUGCAUCUGUAAUUUUCACUCCAUGCAUCUGAAGAAGUGGGUUUUUUACCCAUGAAAGCUUAUGCCCAAAUAAAUCUGUUAGUCUUUAAGGUG
Molecule: messenger RNA, 6085 nt
Organism: Caretta caretta (loggerhead turtle)
Lineage: Eukaryota; Metazoa; Chordata; Testudines; Cheloniidae
Product: glyoxylate/hydroxypyruvate reductase B-like
Cellular component (GO): cytosol
Molecular function (GO): glyoxylate reductase (NADPH) activity; hydroxypyruvate reductase [NAD(P)H] activity; NAD binding
Source: RefSeq, a predicted model, not a curated record